UGUUUGGCUGCUUGUGUUACAACUUACAACUUUGUUGGCUGUGUCGUACACACACACAUAUCUUAUUCUUAUGAUGUAUGAAUAAAAACAAGCAAUAUCCCAAUGUUCCACAAUAAUAAUUAAAAAUGUAAUUGUAAUUUUGUUCUCAAAGAAAGAAGACUCUGUCUCUGUCUCUGUAUCUGUCUUUGUCUCUGUUCGUCUCGCUGAAGGAAUCGCUUAGGAUCACAUUCUUUUUCAAGUUUAGUUUCUGCUUCUGGCCACCUCUCAAGUUCUCUGCUUUUGUUUUUAGGGCUCCUUUGGUUCUGAAUUGGAUUGGAUUGCAAUUGGGUGCCUCACCCUGUUUUGCUCAAUUGCUGCCACUCUACCUGUUCAUUGACAGUGGUUUGAAGCCGUGACAAGACACGUAGCUUCAUCGGUUACUGCAAGGAAGAGAUAAAAACAAUAGAAUUGCAGAAUUUUGACCUGACAAGUGAACUGCCAGAGCAAACGACAAGGUAUAGUACUCAGGACAUGGGCUGCUUCGUGUCCACUCCAAAGGAUUCUGGUGGAAAUAGAAGGAGGCCAGGGAGUAUUGGGGAGGUUUCUGUGUAUGUUCCUGGUCUAAGAAUUCCUAAACCUGUUGAUUUUGCACAGUCACUUGGUGAUUACUUGUCCAAAAAUAUAGUGGAACGCCUGUCUGCUCUAAGAACUCGUAUAGUUGUAAUGGCUGGCCAAGAAGGUCCUACAAUUACAAGAACAAAAAGGAAAAGUGCCACCCAACAUGGAGGUUCAACACUGGCUGAUCUUCAGCAGGCUCUUGAAGACUACUUGCUUGUACUUUUGGGAUUAGUUGAAAAUGGAAGCCAUUUACAAUACAAAGUACAAUUUGCUUGGGUGAAUCAAGAGGAUGAAGCAGAGGAAACAACCAUGUCUAAUGCUUGGUAUGAAGUGUUGUCGGUUUUGCACUUGAUGGCAAUGCUAUUGCUGUCACAGUCUGAUUUAUUACUUCUUCCUAGAACAUCCACUGAUGGUCAUCAGCCAAAAGUAUCAGAAGAAAGCAGACGGGCUUCUGUUGAUAUCUUCUUAAAGGCAGCUGGGUAUCUUGACUGUGCUGUAAGGCAUGUUCUUCCACAGUUGCCUGGCGAACUCAGGAGAAAUUUACCAGUAGAUCUUGCAGAAGGAGUUCUUCGAGCACUCUGUCUACAAGCAUUGGGACAGGGUGUAGAUAUUCAACUUGGAAUGGCAAUUGAUAGUACCAAAGCCACUCUUGCAGUGAAGCGUAGACUUGCAUGUGAGAUGGUGAAAUAUUGGCAACAGGCUCAAGAUAAUAUUAUGAACCUUCCAUUAGCAAAUGGAUGGGGUGAAAAGCAUUGUCUUUUUGUGAAAUGGAAGUAUAUUGAAGCGAAGGCUGCAGCAUAUUAUUAUCAUGGAUUGAUUCUUGAUGAGGGAAACACGGAGAAAUCUCAAGGGAUGGCUGUAGCUGCUUUACAAGCAGCGGAUGAGUAUUUCAAAGAAAGUAAGAAGUUGUGUGAAGCAUUCAAUGCAGCACCUCCAUUGUCAAGAAAUCCACCACUUUGGGGGACUAUGAAAUAUCUUUACGAGAAAAUUCCUAAGGAUACCUCAAGCAAGGUGCGAAUAAACCGUGAUCUGUACUCCUAUGAGAGAAUCAUGGAGACAGCACCAACAUUGCCUGAUUUUGCCUUGGCUUUGAAACCAGAUGAAUAUCAGCUUCCUCAGGUGGAUCCCUCUUGGAGAACAGAAAAUGUGAAAGGGGGACAAAGUGGUGCCACCAACCAUGUCAAUGGAUGACAAACGAAAAAACCUUGUAAAUUUGCAGAUGUCAGCUUAUCAGAAAGAAGGAUUUCAGUCAACUUCAAGCUCAGAAGGGUGAUUUUGCAAUGCUUGUCAAUGGUAGAAAAUUAACUACUUCUGACUUUGUGUCUCCUUUUCCCUUUUUUUCUUCAUAAAUUGAUUCCCUCCCAUCCUCCUCAAUAUUUGAAAAACGGCCAGCAAGUGGAAAUAGAGCUUAAAGUUGUGUUCAAUGUGAAUUGUCUACUUGGGAAAAGAAAAAGGCUUCCUUGCCUAUGCCCAAAUAAUAUAUAUGAUUAUUACUGCUUUGUUUUCGCGUAAAGCCAGUCAAAUCCUCCAUUUGUCAAACCAAGUUGUACAAGUGAUUGUGUGUAUAAUUGACUUGUGCAUUGCAGAGAAAAGAUGGUUUCCUUUAGGUUGUGCUAAAAUUCAAAAGAAUUUUAAAUGCAAGGGAAUUUAUGACGUGUUAA
Messenger RNA from Glycine soja, 2258 nucleotides. RefSeq lists its product as uncharacterized. The record is from RefSeq and is a predicted model, not a curated record. The transcript has 14 exons. NCBI's taxonomy places the organism in Eukaryota, Viridiplantae, Streptophyta, Magnoliopsida, Fabales, Fabaceae. Bases 511 to 1788 code for a protein of 425 amino acids.